Messenger RNA from Salvia splendens (bonfire salvia), 924 nucleotides. RefSeq lists its product as uncharacterized. The transcript is spliced from 2 exons. The record is from RefSeq and is a predicted model, not a curated record. The coding region runs from base 1 to 924 and encodes 307 amino acids. Lineage: Eukaryota; Viridiplantae; Streptophyta; Magnoliopsida; Lamiales; Lamiaceae.
AUGGAAGCCUGGUUCCGAGCCUACGCUCCGUACGUUUAUCUCCACCCUGACGAUAAAUACCUCCCCUCUUCGGUGGAUUGGUUUUUCAGCAACGGCGCAUUGCUCUACAACAGAGAGGACGAGUCUAAGCCCGUCCGGAUUGAGCCGGGUGGCGCGAACCUCCCUAAGGGAGAAGAUCCGGAUGACGGCUUGUACUGGCUUGACCUCCCGAAUGAGAAGGAAGCCCAGGAUAAGGUUAGACACGGGGAUAUAGCUAGCGCGGAGGCGUACGUCCACUUCAAACCGGCCGUUCUCAACGGGACAUUCACAGAUAUUCAGGUGUGGAUGUUUUAUCCUUACAACGGCCAUGCGACUGCGAAAGUAGGGUUUAUUAACAAAGUGCCGUUGGGUAAAAUCGGCGAGCACGUGGGGGACUGGGAGCACGUGACGCUGAGAGUGAGAAACGUGGAUGGGGUUCUUGACAGAGUGUAUUUCUCCCAACACAGUGGGGGGAAAUGGGUUAAUGCUUCUCAGCUGCAGUUUCAAAAUCAAACGGAGAAAAGGUUUGCAUGGUAUUCUUCGAGGAACGGGCACGCUGGGAAUAACGAGGAGGGGCUGUUUCUGCAGGGCCCCGGCGGGAAUGAUGUCGGGAUUAGGAAUGAUUGGGCCAAGAGCGACAAGGUGGUGGAUACGGGGGCGAGGUUCGUGGUGGUGGCGUCGGAGGGGGAGGGCGUGGAGGAGCCGCCGUGGUUGAACUAUGAGAGGAAGUGGGGGCCCACGGUGCAGUAUGAUAUGGCAGAGGAGGUGAGGAACACGAGGAAGUUGCUGCCGGGGAAGUUGAAGGACACGUUGGAUAAAGUGGUGAAGGUAAUUGAUCAAGUUUUUGGGAAAGAUGGGCCCACCGGACCCAAGUCCAAAGCUUAUUGGACUGGCGACGAAGUAUAG